Lodderomyces pseudojiufengensis is the source of this 3147-nucleotide messenger RNA. RefSeq names its product ribosome biosynthesis protein. The coding region runs from base 1 to 3147 and encodes 1048 amino acids. The transcript has a single exon. Lineage: Eukaryota; Fungi; Ascomycota; Pichiomycetes; Serinales; Debaryomycetaceae. Gene Ontology annotation, cellular component: 90S preribosome; nucleolus. Gene Ontology annotation, biological process: rRNA acetylation involved in maturation of SSU-rRNA. Gene Ontology annotation, molecular function: tRNA binding; 18S rRNA cytidine N-acetyltransferase activity; ATP binding. The record is from RefSeq and is a predicted model, not a curated record.
AUGGGUAAAAAGGCCAUCGAUGCUCGUAUUCCAGCCUUAAUCCGUAAUGGGGUUCAAGAAAAACAAAGAUCAUUUUUCAUCAUUGUUGGAGAUAAGGCAAGAGAUCAACUACCAAAUUUACAUUAUUUGAUGAUGAGUGCAGAUUUAAAAAUGAAUAAAUCAGUAUUAUGGGCAUAUAAAAAGAAACUAUUGGGAUUUACAUCUCAUAGACAAAAAAGGGAAGCUAAAAUAAAGAAGGAUAUCAAACGAGGAGUUCGUGAAGUAAAUGAUCAAGAUCCUUUUGAAGCAUUUAUUUCUAAUCAAAAUAUAAGAUAUGUUUAUUAUAAAGAGACUGAUAAAAUUUUGGGUAAUACUUAUGGGAUGUGUAUUUUACAAGAUUUUGAAGCAAUGACGCCGAAUUUGCUAGCAAGGACCAUUGAGACAGUAGAAGGAGGAGGAUUAGUUGUAAUUUUGUUAAAAAAUAUGACAUCUUUAAAACAGCUUUAUACAAUGAGUAUGGAUAUUCAUUCAAGGUAUAGAACUGAAGCACAUGAUGAUGUCGUUGCAAGAUUUAAUGAAAGAUUCUUAUUAUCUUUAGGAUCAUGCGAAAAUUGUUUAGUGGUUGAUGAUGAAUUGAACGUUUUACCAAUAUCAGGAGGUAAACAUGUAAAACCAUUACCACCAAAGGAUGAAGAUGAAUUAUCACCAAAAGCACAAGAAUUAAAAGAUUUGAAAGAGAGUCUAACCGACGUUCAACCUGCAGGUAGUUUAGUCAACUUAUCAAAGACCAUCAACCAAGCACAAGCCAUUUUAACAUUCAUUGAUGUAAUAACUGAAAAAUCAUUACGAAGCACCGUAACUUUAACAGCAGGAAGAGGUCGAGGUAAAUCUGCAGCUUUGGGUAUUGCCAUUGCUGCAGCUAUAUCUCAAGGUUACUCAAAUAUUUUUGUUACAUCACCAUCACCUGAAAAUUUGAAAACUUUAUUUGAAUUUGUAUUUAAAGGAUUUGACGCAUUAGGUUAUACUGAACAUUUAGAUUAUGACAUCAUUCAAUCAACAAAUCCAUCAUUCAAUAAAGCUAUAGUGAGAGUAGAUGUGAAAAGAGAACACAGACAAACAAUACAAUAUAUAUCACCUAAUGACAAUCAUGUUUUAGGACAAGCAGAAUUGUUGAUCAUUGAUGAAGCUGCCGCUAUUCCUUUACCGAUUGUUAAGAAAUUGAUGGGUCCAUAUCUUAUAUUCAUGGCUUCAACAAUAAAUGGUUAUGAAGGUACAGGAAGAUCAUUGUCCUUAAAGUUGAUACAACAAUUAAGAACACAGCAACAAUCAUUAAAUGCACCAGCUGAUACUGAGGUGAUUUCAAGAGAUAAGAAGAACGGUGAAACUGGUGGGCAAUUAACAAGAAAUCUUAAAGAAGUCGUAUUAGAUGAACCUAUCAGAUACGCGCCUGGAGAUCCAGUUGAGAAAUGGUUGAAUAAGUUAUUAUGUCUUGAUGUUUCGUUAUCCAAAAAUGUCAAAUUUGCAACAAAGGGAACACCACAUCCAUCUCAGUGUAACUUAUUUUAUGUAAAUCGAGAUACUUUAUUUUCAUACCAUCCUGUAUCUGAAGCAUUUUUACAAAAAAUGAUGGCAUUAUAUGUUGCAUCUCACUAUAAAAAUUCACCAAAUGAUUUACAACUAAUGUCGGAUGCACCAGCUCAUCAAUUAUUUGUAUUAUUGCCACCAAUUGAAGAAGGUGAUAAUAAAAUACCCGAUCCAUUAUGUGUGAUACAAAUUGCACUUGAAGGUCAAAUUUCAAAAGAAAGUGUAAGAAAGUCUUUGAGUAGGGGACAAAGAGCAGGAGGUGAUUUAAUUCCAUGGUUAAUAUCGCAACAAUUUCAAGAUGAUGAAUUUGCUUCAUUAUCUGGUGCUAGAGUUGUUAGAAUUGCAACUAAUCCGGAAUAUGCUGGUAUGGGUUAUGGUUUUAGAGCAAUGGAGUUAUUAAAAGAUUAUUAUUCAGGUAAAUUUACAGAUAUCAGCGAAUCAACAGAAUUGAAUGAUCAUACUUUAACUCGUGUCACUGAUAAGGAAUUACUGAAAGCAUCAUUGAAAGAUGAAAUUAAAUUAAGAGACGCAUCAACUUUACCUCCAUUGUUAUUAAAAUUAUCUGAAAAAGCCCCUUACUAUUUAGAUUAUCUUGGUGUAUCGUAUGGUUUUACUCCACAAUUACACAAAUUCUGGAAAAAAGCUGGAUUCACACCUGUAUAUUUGAGACAAACACCAAAUGAUUUAACAGGUGAACAUACAUCUGUUGUUUUAAAUGUUUUACCUGGAAGAGAGAAUAAAUGGUUACAAGAAUUUUCAAAAGAUUUCCAUAAAAGAUUUUUACAAUUAUUAUCAUAUGAAUUCAAAAAAUUCCAAGCUUCCCAAGCUUUAGGACUUAUAGAGGCAGCCGAACAAGGAGAAGGAGAUAGUGAUGUUAAACAAUUAACCAAAGAACAACUUGACGAUAUAUUGUCACCAUUUGAUUUAAAGAGGUUGGAUUCAUAUGCUAACAACUUGUUAGAUUAUCACGUUAUAGUAGAUAUGUUACCAUUGAUUGCUCAAUUAUUUUUUUCUAAGAAAACAGAUGACCAGGUUAAUUUAUCUUCAGUUCAAUCAGCUAUUUUAUUGGCCAUAGGUUUGCAACAUAAAAACAUGGAUCAAAUAGCGAGUGAAUUGAAUUUACCAUCAAAUCAAGCAAUGGCUAUGUUUGCAAAAAUUAUUAGAAAAUUUUCAACUUAUUUUAAAAAUGUUUUAACAAAAUCAAUCGAAAGUAGUAUGCCUGAAUUGGAAGAUGAACAAAUUAAAGAAAUGGAAGGAGACGUUGAAGACGAAGUAGAUUAUGCAGAAAUGCAACAAAAUUUACAUGAUGAAUUAGAAGAAGAAGGAGAUGAAGCAAUACUGGAAAUGAAAGAGAAACAAAAGGAAUUAAUCAAUGCUUUAAAUUUGGAAAAAUAUGCUAUAGCAGAUGAUGGAGAUUGGGAUGAAAAAUCAAUGUCAAAAGCUGUUAAAAGUAAAAAUAAAGGAUCAAAUGGUACAGUUAGUGUUAAAAAGGGUAAAAGAAAAUCAUGUGAAAAUGCUAAUGAAAUUUAUGAAACAGAAAUGAAAGGUCUUAAAAAAUCUAAAAAAAGUAAGAAAAAUAAAUAG